AUGGUAGUGCACAGUUUGCAAUGUACAGUUUCGCGUAAGCAAGUGAGAUAGUGCACGUUCGGCCGGUAUUACACUAUCAAAUUUCUUUGUCCAAUAUCUUUGUCAAAGAUUUUUGAUAGUGUAAUAGGGAUCUUUGACAAAUGUCGUCCCAUAUUUGAUCAAAUCUAGGCCGAGGCCGUAUAUUUGAUCAAAGAAAUCGCUUGUCUUCUGUUCACUGCAAUGCGAUAUGUUACCACGCGGAGCGCUAGCAUCGCUGCAGCGUUCUGUCGUCUGUAGUGUUUUUAUAACCAUUGCCGGUAAAUACAAUUGGUGUGUGCCGACAACUACAGAAUUAAUAGAGAUGUCUGAAGCUUAUGAGGCGCUUUACAACGUUAGAAUUGUAUCUGCUGGAGAGGGGAAAUGUCGAGGAGAACUUACCAUUGCAGAGGAACAUCAGAAUCCACUAGGAACUAUGCAUGGUGGAUUCAUAGCAACAUUGGUUGACCAGAUGUCGAUGUUUGCUCUUCAGACACAUGAAAAUGGACCUAAAGCUGUUUCUGUGAAUAUAAAUGUGAGUUACUUCAAGCCAGCAACAACAGGUGAUGAAGUCAUAAUAGAUGCAAGAACAAUUCGUGCAGGAAAGAAAAUGGCAUUCUUAGAGGUUGAUCUUAUAAAGAAAAAAACAGGAGAAUUACUUGUAAGAGGUUCACAUGCAGUAUUUAUUGUUUCACAGAAAACCAUUUCAUAGAUUUUUUUCAGUAUUUCAAAUUGCAUUAAAAUACUGAAAUUAUUUUUGAUGUUCCUAGAUGUAUGAUGUAAAUUCUAACAGAAUUGUGUAAGACAGCUGUACUUUUUAGUUUUAUUUUAGUAUGCACCACAGAGCAUCACAGAUGGAGAUCUACUGCUGUGAUAUAUUUAUGAAUGUUGAAGUAUACUGUAUUGUUGUUACACUUUUCUGUGCCAUUGUAUGUGUGUUUUAAAAAGUAUGAUGGAGAAAAAUAUUGUUUGCUAUAUUAGUUGGUUCUAAACAGUAUACCUUGGUUGGUUAGUAAAGAAAUACUGUAUCAUAAAA
Schistocerca serialis cubense is the source of this 1051-nucleotide messenger RNA. RefSeq names its product acyl-coenzyme A thioesterase 13-like. Gene Ontology annotation, molecular function: fatty acyl-CoA hydrolase activity. The transcript has 3 exons. The record is from RefSeq and is a predicted model, not a curated record. Lineage: Eukaryota; Metazoa; Arthropoda; Insecta; Orthoptera; Acrididae. Bases 227 to 727 code for a protein of 166 amino acids.